Molecule: messenger RNA, 372 nt
Organism: Prunus armeniaca (apricot)
Lineage: Eukaryota; Viridiplantae; Streptophyta; Magnoliopsida; Rosales; Rosaceae
Source: the annotation of a GenBank genome assembly
AUGAUCUCCAUGGAUUUCAGUCAUGUAAUUUUCGCCGUAAUCGGUUUCUCUUCCUCCAUCUUCUUCUUCGUGCCGAAUGUAAAGAAAUGGCACAGGCAACAAGUCACAACAGAAAAAUUAAGGAUUGUUAAUGAAGCAUUGGAGCAAGCUGAAGAGAGGGCAGCGAGGUUUCAAGAAAGGCAUGACCGAAUUCUAAGCCAGAUAUGCUCAUUUUACUUGAUAAAUAAGGAGCUGGAGGAUGCCUUGGCCGGUGCUCGGGCCGCCAUGAAGGAAGCAUUGGAAUUUGCUGCUAAUUUGAGGAGGUUGCAAAUGAAGAUCAUUACCUCUUUCCCAAGUGAUCAGCUUAGAGUCAUGGCAGGAGAGUCAGGUUAA